GGUACAAUUACUAGUUACAACCGAACACCACAACUACCAUGUAUUUCAUCGAUCUUGAUGUACGCACAGUGUCAAAAUAUUUUAACGAACAAGCAAUUACGCAUGAAUUUGAAUCCUAUAUCGAUCAAAUUGGAACAGUUAUCGAAUUUCCCGGCCAAUAUAGUGAUUGAAAACGGUUUCAAGUGUAUAUAUAUGAAAAUUCUUUUCGUAGAUCAUACGAUUGUCACACCAUGCUAUAUUCCAAAUAGAAUCAUGUAUUUCGAAUUUGUUAAGUGCUUCCUCUGUGAGGAAUUUCAACCGAAAGAAUUGGUUAAUUUUCUUACAACAAAAUUUCUUACUGUCCAGGUAAUUGGCGUACGAAUUAUUGAACCCUCAAUUUCUGACCGACCUGACCAUGAUAAAUCGGUAUCAAAAUCAUCUAAAGCAGUCACGAAAGAGGAAUUUUUACUAGGAAUUGCUAAAUUUGAUGUAUCUGAUCUUUUGAGAGGAUUUUGGGAAGUAAAAUUGACAAAUGACUUGAUUCAUCCUUGCAACAUAUUUGCUACCAAUAUUGACUAUACAGAUGAUGAGAGAAAGAAAAUUUUGUGGAAGAAUUCACCUCUUACUUCAGAUACUUUUACAUCGUACAGUACAUCGAUGAAAAUUAAAAUUCGUGCAACGUGUGAUUUGCGAAUAAUUCAAAAGAAGAUCAUUCGACAUGAAAAUAUAUUCAAUAGAAUAUUUUUCACUUUGAACGAUUUGAAAUUAGCUAAUGAUAUUUUGAAAGAUGUAUCUCUUCAUAAUUCCAACUUACUGACCAUUUACGAAUCUUCAAUAGAAGACAAUAAUUUAAAAGUAAAAUUUUGAAGUAUAAUUGUAGUUUGAUUUUCUUACCACUCUUUAUAUAUUCUUCUAUUGUCAUACAUACUUAUCAGUUUUAGUUAGUUGAUAUGAUUUUUUGAUGUUAUUUAUGAUACAGACACAGGGUAUGUUGAAGCAUAUUUUAACGGGUUUCGCUAUAGAAAAUUGUGAAAAAUCCUACAUUUUUUUGGAAGGCUUGUCAAACGGAUACUUGUUAAAAAUUUGGGAAAAGGUGAAGAAACUCCCAAUUCAACAUAAAUGCAUUUAUUAUAAUAGCAGUUAUGUAUUUUUUACACGACUUUAUGAAGAUUUCAUACUUUUAGGCGGAAUUAUUCAUAUUAAAUUGAGGUAAAAAAAAAAUUAACGUAUGCUUGUUUAUGAAAUUAUUUCGAAAAUUUUAUGUUACUUUCGUAUUUGAUUAUCUUUCUUUAAUUUACUUUUCAUUCAGAAUUUUUAUGAGGUAAUACAUAAAUUUUCACUACAUUAUAUUAAACACGUUUAUUUUGUUUAAAGCGAAUCCUUAGAAAUGCAACUUCGCAAGUGCAUUUUAUAUAUUGGUAAAACGAAAGCAACAAUUCAGUCAAAUGUUAUAAGGAAAUUAGGAUUGAUGAAUCUAUCAUUAACGAUGAAAUCUUUACAUCAAACACAUCUAUUCCCAGAACCAGAUGAUAUAAAAGCUUUUAUUAAUGAUAUUCGAAAAAUAUGUUCCACAAAAUACAUUCGUAAAAAUAUGGUAUAAAUUACUAAUAAUUAUAACAAUUAUGAAUGUAGGACUUAAAAUUUGAAAUUUGAAUUGUUGUGAUAACAAAACAGCACAAAUUUUAUUAAAAUAACAAUACAAAUAUCUACUUAAUCUAUUUAGAAAAAAGAACAGAAAUUGUAUUAAAGGAUGAAUAUGAAAUAUUGCUCGAAAUUAUUUUUGAUUACAAUUUGUAAUUAUGAACGUACAUAGGUAUAUAUUUAAAUAAAUGCAUUCAACAGCA
This is a messenger RNA of Bombus huntii, 1823 nucleotides long. RefSeq lists its product as uncharacterized. Bases 58 to 846 code for a protein of 262 amino acids. NCBI's taxonomy places the organism in Eukaryota, Metazoa, Arthropoda, Insecta, Hymenoptera, Apidae. The record is from RefSeq and is a predicted model, not a curated record. The transcript has 2 exons.